CCGCCGCUGGAGCGCGGCAAAACGCCCCGCGCGCGCUAAAAGCUGCGUUUACCCCGCGCGCGUGGUUUCGCGCGGCCGUUGGAGAUGCUGAGGGCCAGGCCGCCCGCAACGACGCCGGUACCACGGCCGGGAGGCACUGCUCCGGUGCUGAGGGAGAAGCACAGCGGCCGGUGGCUCGGUUCGAGCUCCCCGACCACGCGCGCACGUCAUCUCCACGCGCGGUCCACCGAGCCAGCCGCCCGCCCUCCGCACGCUCGGCGCAGCGAGCGGACGCACGUCCCAGAGCCCCGAGCGCUCCAGCAGUCGCACCAUGAACCGGAGGUCGCCGCGCCCGGGCGGCUGCUAGCGCGGGCUCUUGUGUGGUGCGUGCUUGGGCUUGCGAUGUAGGCUGCUGCUACCUGCUAAUGGUGUGCUGCUGCUGAUGCGUGCCUGAUGCUGCUGCAUGAGCGCGUGAGCUGUGUGCUGCUGUUGCUGCUGCAUGCGAGGGUGGUGGCGCUCGUCGCUGGACGGAGAGCGUUGCCGUCCUGCCGCCGCGUGCGUGCAUUCUGUAUCUGGGGCGCUCCGCUACGUCCGGGCUGUGCACGCAACGUGUUCGGUGAAAUGUCUGAAAAAAAUGGGGAGUGCCGUUGUCUACCCGGGUAAAUGGGGGAGAGGGGCGGACAUGUCCGGGCAAUGUCCGCUGACAAAUGUGGGCAAAAUUUAAGAGGUAUCAUGCUGGACAAUUACUGGAGAAAGACAGGCAGCAAGAAUCAGAGCUAUGUAUCUCAAGGCGAUUCUCAGACAGGACGUUGCUUUUUUUGACAAGGAAAUGAGCACUGGACAAGUUGUUGAGAGGAUGUCUGGGGACACAUUCCUCAUUCAAGAUGCCAUUGGAGAAAAGGUUGGCAAGAUCAUACAGCUCCUUUCUACCUUUUUUGGAGGCUUCAUUGUUGCAUUUGUGAGAGGAUGGCUCUUGACACUUGUCAUGCUCUCAAGCAUCCCUCCAGUAGCCGUGGCCGGUGCUAUUGUGUCAAGGAUGAUGACAACGUUGUCCACUAAAAUGCAAGCAAAAUAUGGUGAUGCUGGAGACAUUGUUGAGCAAACUAUUGGGACCAUUCGAACGGUUGUCUCAUUCAAUGGUGAGAAGCAAGCUAUAACAACAUAUAACAAGUUCAUAAGAAAAGCAUAUGAGUCUGCUCGUCGAGAAGGUGCUGUCAGUGGCCUUGGAGUGGGUUCAAUAAUGGCAAUCUUGUUUUGCAGCUAUGGGUUGGCAGUUUGGUAUGGAUCUAAAUUGAUAGUCGACCGAGGAUAUAAUGGUGGCAUAGUUAUUACUAUUAUAAUGUCCGUCAUGGUUGGCGCAAUGUCCUUAGGUCAGGCAGCACCAUCAAUAACAGCUUUUGCACAAGGUCAAGGAGCAGCAUAUAGAAUGUUCAAGACAAUUGAAAGACAACCAUGUAUUGAUGUAUAUAACACCAUAGGUAUCAUAUUGGAAGACAUCAAGGGUGAUGUUGAACUGAAGGAUGUCUACUUCAGCUAUCCUACCAGGCCUGAACAUUUGGUAUUUGAUGGAUUCUCCUUACUGGUACCAAGUGGAACUACAAUGGCACUAGUUGGAGUGAGCGGUAGUGGAAAGUCAACUGUCGUCAGUUUGGUGGAGAGAUUCUACGAUCCACAGUCUGGGGAAGUCUUGAUAGAUGGAGUUGACAUUAGAAGAAUGACUCUUGGGUGGAUAAGAGGAAAAAUCGGUCUCGUCAGCCAAGAACCAGUAUUGUUCUCGAGUACGAUCAGGGAAAAUAUUUCCUAUGGGAAGGAUGAUCUUAAUCUCGAAGAGAUCAGAAGAGCAAUCGAGCUUGCAAAUGCAGCAAACUUCAUUGAUAAACUGCCAAAUGGUCUUGAGACAAUGGUUGGGGAACGUGGAAUUCAGCUGUCUGGAGGGCAGAAGCAAAGAAUAGCAAUUGCUAGAGCGAUUAUAAAAAACCCUAGGAUAUUGCUACUUGAUGAAGCAACCAGCGCGCUGGAUAUGGAAUCUGAGAGGGUCGUUCAAGAAGCUUUGGAUAGGGUAAUGUUAGAAAGGACUACAAUCAUUGUUGCACACCGCCUAAGCACAGUAAAGAACGCUGAUGUCAUAUCUGUCCUACAACACGGGAAGAUUGUGGAACAAGGUUCACAUGUAGAACUGGUGAACAAACCUGAAGGUGCAUACUCUCAGCUGAUUCAUCUGCAAGAGACUCUGCAGGUAGCAGAAGCCCCUAAUGUCGAUCCUGAUGCGAUAAUGGAAAACAGUUUUGGCUCUAGGUCGUUCACAAGGAAACCAAGAAGCCAAGGUAGCUCCUUUAGAAGAUCAACCAGUAAAGGCUCCUCUUUUGGGCACAGUGGUACACAUCCUUACCCUGCUCCAUGUGAUCCCAUGGAAUUCAACAAUGAUCAAGACCUAGAGGAGAGUGCAGAUAAAAUAUCUAGUGACAGAAAGAAAGCUCCAAUCGGCCGACUCUUUUAUCUGAACAAACCAGAGGCUCUUGUUCUUGCUCUUGGUUCGGUUGCUGCUGCAAUGCACGGGGCCAUUUUGCCUGUAUAUGGCAUAUUGAUUUCAAGUGCAAUAAAGACGUUUUAUGAGCCGCCAGCAGAACUACUCAAGGACUCGAGGUUCUGGGCAAGCAUGUUUGCCAUGCUGGGUGCUUGUGCGCUUGUUCUGAUUCCAAUAGAGUACUUCUUGUUUGGAUUAGCAGGUGGGAAGCUUGUGGAGCGCAUACGGUCGCUGACAUUCCGAAGUGUCAUGCACCAGGACAUCAACUGGUUUGAUAAACCUGAACACUCUAGUGGAGCAAUAGGUGCAAGGCUAUCGACUGAUGCUCUGAACGUGAAGCGGCUUGUUGGAGAAAAUUUAGCACUUAAUGUCCAGACUAUAUCGACCAUCAUAGUAGGUUUCGCAAUAGCUAUGGUGGCAAACUGGAAGCUGGCAUUGAUUAUCACAGUGGUGGUUCCAUUGGUGGGUUUCCAAGCCUAUGCUCAAAUGAAGUUCCUGAAAGGUCUCAAUAAAAAUGCAAAGUUAAAGUAUGAGGAAGCAAGUCAAGUAGCAACCGACGCCGUUGGAGGAAUCAGAACCGUGGCGUCGUUUUGCGCAGAGCAGAAGGUGAUGGAUGCCUAUGAAAAGAAAUGUGAAUCUCCAACAAGGCAGGGAGUGAGGGAAGGUGUUGUUGGUGGCUUGGGAUUUGGGUUUUCAUUCCUUAUGUUCUACCUUACUUAUGCUCUCUGCUUCUACGUCGGUGCAAAGUUUGUUCAUGAAGGAACGGCAACAUUUCCUGAAGUGUUUCGGGUCUUCUUCGUAUUAGUUUUGGCGGCUACUGGGAUCUCACGAACAAGCGCAGUAGGUGCAGAUAGCACCAAGGCUAGUGAAUCGGCCAUCUCCGUGUUCGAAAUUCUUGACCAUAAGUCCAAGAUAGAUUCCAGCAGCGAGGAGGGCAUGGUGGUUGCAAAUCUCAGGGGUGACAUUGAGUUCCAGAAUGUGUGCUUCAGUUACCCCUUACGCCCUAAUGUUCAAAUAUUCACUGAUCUGUCCUUGAUAAUUCCUUCUGGAAAGACAGCUGCCCUUGUUGGAGAGAGUGGAAGUGGGAAGUCCACCGCCAUUGCGCUGCUCGAGAGGUUCUACGACCCGAGUUCAGGCAGGAUCCUUUUUGACGGCGUGGAGCUUCCGACCCUCAAAGUCAGCUGGCUUCGGCUACAGAUCGGGCUCGUGGCGCAAGAGCCAGUGCUGUUCAACGACACCAUCCGCGCCAACAUAGCCUACGGAAAGCAAGGGGAGGCCUCCGAAGAAGAGAUUGUGGCCGCCGCUGAAGCAGCCAACGCGCACCAGUUCAUCUCCGGGCUGCCUGAUGGGUACAACACCAUCGUCGGUGAGCGGGGGAUCCAGCUGUCCGGCGGGCAGAAGCAACGGGUCGCCAUCGCGAGGGCCGUCAUCAAGGACCCCAAGAUGCUCCUGCUGGACGAGGCAACGAGUGCUCUGGACGCGGAGUCGGAGCGCGUGGUGCAGGAGGCGCUGGACCGGGUGAUGGUCGGGAGGACGACCGUGGUGGUGGCGCAUCGCCUGUCGACUGUGAGAGGCGCCGACAUUAUCAGCGUCGUGAAGAACGGGACGAUAGUGGAGAAAGGAAGGCAUGAAGAACUGAUGCGGAUGAAGGAUGGAGCCUACGCUUCCCUUGUCGAGCUUAGCUCCACUUCAAGAUAAGAUACUUACCUUUCUCUACCGCAAAAUUCCAUGGAAUGAAAGGCCAGCAAUUCAGUGUAUUUAAUAAGUUUAUAGGCCAAUUAAUGUGGGCGUAGGUGUAGGAUCUUUCCUUUCAUUUUAGUAGAUGGGUAUCUGCAAACAAGCAGAUGCAAUCAGACAAACUGUAUGAAAAUAAUAAUUGAUUGUGGUUCAAGCGAGGAUGCCGAUAAAGCUUUUCCAAAACACGGCAAUAAGGAGAAAUUAUUUGCCAGAUCGCAGUAUAAGAACAUGAGUUAGAACUCUGGGCAACCCAUUCCCUUGGAAAUGUAAGCUUGUGGCUAUUUUCAUAUGUUCAGUUUCUUGGGCUGCCUGUAGGUUGCUGGACCUUUAUGGAAGUCCAGAAAUGUUGCUAUGUUGCUUUGCUUUUGCUCUAUGUUCAAAUUUCAGCGGGAUAAGGAGCUGCUAGGGGGCAUGGUCAAUGCCCCAUUGCAGCUGGACGCCGCUUGCUUAGUCUCCUAGCCUGUGUUGUUCCUUUUUUUCUUUUUAGCAUGUUCGUGUUGUUGCUCCGGCAGACUAUUUAUUUUCCUUCCCGCACUUGAACUCGUUUGGAUGUUGUGGUCUGCUUUAUAUAUUAAGCGAGUUUCAGUUUGUUUUUUCAAGAGGUAAAAGGAUUCAUUCGGUCUGUGACGAGCAUCGUCAGUUUGCUUAUACUGGGCAGGUCUUCCUUCCGGGGCCUGGAGGGUUUCAAGAAGCUGCGGAUUUGAAAGCUGGAACAGUACAAAGUUCACAGCAUCAUCUUGUUAAGCACGAUUGUCUACUGUCUUAAAAGCAACACCAUGAUGGGUAUAAAUCUGAACGAAAUAAGAAGUCGGGAUUUUUCGCUCAACUGGAUGAAGUUGUGACAACUAGCAGAAGCUUUACUUGGAAAAUUCUGGAGAGAAGUAAAAGGAUAUACUAUUACAGAUGUUGAUUAAUAGCAUCAACAACAGAUUUGCAGACGUUGACAAAAUUAUAAGUCAGCUCUACUGUCAACUUGUUCUCCAAAUGAAUCCUCAGGUCAAAUCAUUGACCAUGGUUAAAAUAGGAUUGUCUGAUCUAGGAGAAGGUGGACAGUAAUUAAGUACAGCAAGCUCAGAAGCUGCAGUUACAUCACAAAAGGCUAUAUACCACAUUUACAAAUCUGGCAUGUGAACAAAAUAUUGAAGAGCAUGUCACAGGUACAACAACACGAACUUGGUAAAAUAGAAGCCGACGAAAAUGUAAUGCUGGAAAUUCAAACUAUGUUGAUUUUCGUCAGAGAACUACCAUUAGAGCUGCAAAGAUCCCUGUGGGAUACAAAAAUGUACCCUUAACAAGUUAAACUGGUAUAAGCAUCAUAUUUCAUAGGUCAUGCACCAGAACCUAGCUACUCAACCUCAACAAGGUGUCUGUAUUCCCAACCGAAAUUACAUUAAUAUACCUGUUUCAAAACAGACGCAGAGUGUCGUCUCCAAGCUCCAAACACUAUGUUGCCAAGUUGGCAUAGAAAAAUAUGUGAACUUUAUCCCACUUCAAUACUUUGGUAUAUUUAACAGAUAAAUGUGUCUACAGAACAUUAUCUUGCUGGGCAUGCAAAGCAAGUGUCCU
This is a messenger RNA of Triticum dicoccoides, 5806 nucleotides long. RefSeq names its product ABC transporter B family member 4-like. NCBI's taxonomy places the organism in Eukaryota, Viridiplantae, Streptophyta, Magnoliopsida, Poales, Poaceae. The coding region runs from base 758 to 4201 and encodes 1147 amino acids. Gene Ontology annotation, cellular component: mitochondrial inner membrane. Gene Ontology annotation, biological process: oligopeptide export from mitochondrion. Gene Ontology annotation, molecular function: ABC-type oligopeptide transporter activity; ATP hydrolysis activity; ATP binding. The record is from RefSeq and is a predicted model, not a curated record. The transcript has 11 exons.